AUGUCUACUGAAACUGCUUUGUCUUACGCUGCCUUGAUCUUGGCCGACUCCGAGAUCGAAAUCUCUUCUGAAAAGUUGUUGACUUUGACCAGCGCUGCCAAGGUCGACGUUGAGGGUAUCUGGGCUGACAUUUUUGCCAAGGCUUUGGACACCCAAGACUUGAAGAGCUUGUUGGUCAACUUUGCCGCUGGCGGUGCCGCUGCCGCUCCAGUUGCUGGUGGUGCUGCUGCCGCUGCUGGCGGUGACGAGGCUGCUGCUGAAGAGAAGGAGGAAGAAGCCAAGGAGGAAUCCGACGACGACAUGGGAUUCGGUUUGUUCGAUUAA
Lachancea nothofagi CBS 11611 is the source of this 324-nucleotide messenger RNA. Lineage: Eukaryota; Fungi; Ascomycota; Saccharomycetes; Saccharomycetales; Saccharomycetaceae. The record is from the annotation of a GenBank genome assembly.